Zonotrichia albicollis (white-throated sparrow) is the source of this 393-nucleotide messenger RNA. The record is from RefSeq and is a predicted model, not a curated record. Lineage: Eukaryota; Metazoa; Chordata; Aves; Passeriformes; Passerellidae.
CCCCUGCUCCCUCAACACCCUGCACGUCGGAGGUACCAUAAGAACAUGUCAGAAAUUCCUGAUUCAGUAUAACAGAACACAGCUGCUGAGGUUGUUGCAAAACUGUACAAAUGAAGAGGAAAGACAGUGCAUACAGAAGUCCUUGUUGAGCUGUUCCCUUACAGAAGAGCAGUCAGAAAGUGGAGAUGAGGAGGAUGAUGAUGGCACAGAGACAGACUGAAUGUCACUUAUUACUGUUCACCUCUAUUCUGUACUUGUUUACUCAAGAUGUGACUGAUUAUCUUCAGUGUUAAGCAGUGCAGGGGACUGGAAAAGCAUUUAUUCAUAUUUAGAGUUCAUUCCCCCUUCCAAAUGUUUUUAAAUUUAAAAAAAAUAAAACAUUAUUUCACUUAA